AUGCAUGCAUUAGUGUGCAUAGUCAGACAGACUUUCGAAAUUGGUUGCGGACUUAUUGAUACGCAAAAUCCCGUUUCGCUCGGUAUAAUGCCUAGAGAUGAUCCAAUAGUCGAGGAAGAACGAAGAGCUCACACAGCUACGGAUUUGUUGCGAAUGCGACUUGAGAGGUUGCAGCAGAAUAUUAACAAGCCUGCACCCAUUCCUGCACGCCGUGCCGAGAUCAAGCCUCCUCGUCCACCUCCGGAGUUUGUCAGAAAUGUCGUCGGUUCGUCAGCAGCAGCUGGAAGUGCAGAAUAUCAUAUCUACAGGAUCAAUCGGAAGAAAGAACAAAACAGAUUAGAUUAUAUUGCCAAAGUAGCGGAGACAGAAGAACUUGAUGAAGAGUACAGGAAGCAUAAAGAGGAGAUAGAGAGGAUAGAAGCCGAGCGAACAGCAAAGAAAAGGGCGAAGCGGCAGCGAAAGAAGGAGAGAGCGAAGAGGCGGAAAAAGGUUAAAAACGAAAACAGUAGUGACGAAAGUUCGGAAGACAGUGAUGAGGAAGAGGGAAGCAUCAAUGAGAAUGAGGAAACCAGUGAGACGAAACUCAUGUGUGAAGAAAAAAGAAAGGAAUCAUCAGAUCAUGAUCAUAUCGACAGUGUUCCACUGAACGAGGAAACCAUUAUGGGGCGUAUCUAUGCUCUCUUGACUGGACCUCGGUUUUAUCGAACGUUCGGCCAGCCGGAACGUACACCAAACGUUGUUGAAUCUAUAGGAAAUUAUUCUAUGUCCCUCGGAAGAGGUUUAUUUUAUUUCUCAACAUCACUAGCUUUUUCUCCUAUACUGCUCGUUUUCCUCUAUACCAGAGGAGCAUUGAAUAUUCACACUGGUCUGGUCGUUUUAAAAUACGCCACCUAUUUAGCUGUGCUAGCAUACGGAGGAAGGCUCGUCGGUAGGACGAUGGACCAUGAGUAUCGGCAUUUUAUUAAUGUGUGGCUAAAAGCUAAAGGCUCGGGUAAAUCUGACGAUAAUCAGGCGCUGAAGCGUUACGAUUUUGAUCUCGAGGGCGUUAACGCCGAUUUUCAUGCUGUUCGAAAUGAAAAAUUGUACUUUCAUCGAGGAGCUUCUGGAGACAGUAGUCCAUUGGUAAUGUGCGCAGCCUGGUAUGCCGUGCAUGCCUUCGGUCGGCAUAUGCUUUAUCCAGGUUCUAUAUCGCUUUUGAAUUGGCUUUUAAGUGGAAGCUUAAUGUCAGCAAGAAAUUUAAUGGUUUCCGCGAAGCAUGGUAGAAGAGCAUGGCUUAGAACGACUGAAGGUGAUCUCAUUGAUACAAUGUAUAUACGUGGAGAAGACACUCCCGAGCAUAGAAAUCGUAUACUAGUUAUUACUUGUGAAGGAAACGCAGGUUACUAUGAAAUAGGGAUUGCUAAUACACCGGCGCAGAUGGGUUAUUCCGUUCUUGGAUGGAACCAACCGGGCUUUGGACAAAGUUCGGGACUUCCUUUCCCUAAUAAUACGCUGGCUGCUGCCGAUGCUGUUAUGCAGUAUGCGCAGAGUGAGCUCGGGUAUCGCGAAGAGGACAUAGUUUUGUUCGGUUGGUCGAUAGGAGGAUUCCCAGCCAGCUGGCUUGCUGCUAACUAUCCAAAAGUGAAAGCGGUAAUACUUGAUGCUACAUUCGACGACGUUCUGCCACUGGCUCAAGCUAGAAUGCCGAAGGUGCUGUCAGAUGUUGUUAAGUACGCUAUAAGGACCCAUUUUGAUCUCGAUAUCAAGUCCAUUAUCGCGAAGUACAAAGGACCUCUGAAGCUCAUCCGUCGACUACAGGAAGAAAUUUUGACCACUGAUGAUACGGGGACUGAAGCUCAACGACGAGCCAGCAAUAGAGCCAAUUUCUUGCUCAAAGGUGUUCUUCAACAACGGCAUCCUUCAUUGAUGGUGGAUCUUGAUUCACAGGUAGAAUUGAUAGGAAGAUUAUUUUGA
Molecule: messenger RNA, 1953 nt
Organism: Ostertagia ostertagi
Lineage: Eukaryota; Metazoa; Nematoda; Chromadorea; Rhabditida; Trichostrongylidae
Source: the annotation of a GenBank genome assembly